Messenger RNA from Bipolaris victoriae FI3, 903 nucleotides. RefSeq lists its product as hypothetical. The coding region runs from base 1 to 903 and encodes 300 amino acids. NCBI's taxonomy places the organism in Eukaryota, Fungi, Ascomycota, Dothideomycetes, Pleosporales, Pleosporaceae. The transcript has a single exon. Gene Ontology annotation, biological process: fungal-type cell wall organization. The record is from RefSeq and is a predicted model, not a curated record. Gene Ontology annotation, cellular component: plasma membrane; cell cortex of cell tip.
AUGCGCUUCAUCGCUCUUGUACCCGUCUUAUGCUGUACUGCAGCCCUGAUUCUCUCGUUCCUCUGUCUCUUUGCAGGCCAUAAGAAGGGUUUCAUGGAAGACUACUCGCUCCUCACACUCAACACCUCGGCCAUUGGACAAAAUCUCGUCAGCAGAGUCUCAAACUCCGACGACUCCACCCUGUCUAAUAUCAUCGAUCUCAUCCCAGACUCCAUCACCAAUACAAUCACCGAUGAAAUCAAUGAGAAGAUAGACGAGUUCCGCGAGCGCGCUGGCAUCGAGGACUGGUACUCAGCACACAUGCUGAACUAUUGCCAGGGACAGUACACACCCGACGAGGUGGCUAAUGCGACCCUGAAGCAAGACGACAUUAGCAAAAACGUUACCGAAUGCUCCAAAAACAAGGCCAUGUACAAGUUCAAUCCAACCGACAUCAUCCAACAAGCCCUAAACAGAUCGGGUAUAGACAUCACCCUACGAGACAUCCAAUGGCCAGAAGACAUCCAGAAGGGCAUCGAUGCGUUGAAUGCUGUCAUGGCAGCCAUGUUCGUUCUCUACGUCAUCGCAAUCUGCCUCAUCUUCUUGACCCUCGUCGCCAGCCUUGUUGGCAUCUUCACUUCAGGAAGACUGAGUGCAGCUCUAAACAUCGGCCUUGGUCUCUCGGCAUUUUUAGCCAUUUCCGUCGCCAGCGCCCUCGUCACUGCUGUCAUGAUCAAAGGUAACGACGUCGUCAACGAACACGGAAACCAAAUCGGCCUUGAAUCGCACUAUGGUGGCAAGUUUCUCGCCUUGACAUGGGCUGCAACUGGCCUCAUGCUCCUUGCUGUCCUUACUUGGUUCGUAGCUCUCUGCUUUAGCUGGAGAGAGCGCCGUUCGCACACCCCCAGGAAGUCGGUCAUCUAA